AUGUGCAUCCAGGCCACAUGGUUGCAGGGGCUGGAUUGGGACACCCCGCUACCGGAUGACAGCGCGAAGCGGUGGAUCACGUUUUUGGACGAGCUCCCCCGACUAGUGGAAAUACAAGUGCCUCGAUGGCUCUCCUGCUCCUCCGUCGGGGAAACGCUGGAGCUCCAUAGAUUUGCGGACGCCUCCGAAAGAGCCUACGGCGCUGCCAUCUAUCUGCGAAGACGAGGGAGUGAUGGAUGGCGUUGUUCAUUGAUGACCGCUAAAACAAGGGUGGCCCCACUUAAGCAAAUCUCACUACCCCGACUGGAGCUAUGUGCGGCCAGCCUUUUAGUGCGGUUGGUGAUUCACGUGCGGGAAGUCCUGACAUUGUCAGGUAAACCAAUCUACUUGUGGUCGGAUUCUACCGUCACGCUUGGAUGGAUACGUGGACAUCCUUCCCGCUGGAAAACCUUCGUGGCCAACAGAGUAUCUGACAUUCAGACGACACUCCCGGAUGGCCAGUGGCGCCACGUCGCAAGCGAGGAUAAUCCGGCGGACUGUGCAUCUCGGGGCCUGUCCCCUGGAGAGCUUGCGCAACAUGUCCUGUGGUGGCGUGGUCCUGCGUGGUUGACCGGCAACGACGACUCGUGGAGAAAUGCGAAGGCGACUGCCGGUGACGGAGAGCUCCCGGAACAAAGGCUCAAGGUUCAUGUUGGGACAUCACUGGAUCUCGAGGAGGAGGUGGAAGUGCUACAGAGGUACUCCACCCUUCAACGAGUGUUACGUAUCGCUGCUUGGUGCCGGCGAUGGUUGCUUGCCUUGAAGAGUGACCGCGAUGAGACUCUGAAGACGAGGACGCUGUCAGCGGACGAGAUUGACCAGGCACUGCUGUCGCUGGUCCGACUGGUGCAAGCCAGACACUACUCUGGGGAACUGGAGGCGGUGAGAAAGGGGAAGCCCUUGAGUACGAGAAGCCUACUCACGAAGCUGAAUCCGUUCCUGGAGAAAGGCGUUCUGAGGGUCGGAGGGCGGAUAAAACAUUCCCUACUCGCCUUCGAUGAAAGGCAUCCCAUAAUCCUACCUCGACGCUCCAUCCUCUCGACGCUUGUGAUCAGAUCCUGUCAUUCCAGAACUCUGCAUGGGGGAGUCCAACAAACGCUCGGGCUUCUCCGCCAAAGAUUUUGGAUUCCAGGCGGCCGCCUCGAGGUCAAGGCAUGCAUUCACAGGUGCCUGCGGUGUCUGCGAUGGCGGGCGGCAAUACCUCAACCUUUGAUGGGGGACCUACCGGAGUCGAGAGUGACGCCCUCGCGGCCAUUUCAGUUCACCGGCGUGGACUACGCCGGGCCCGUGAUGUUGCGCACUUCCGGGGGACGAGGACACAAAGCGCAUAAGGCGUACAUCGCUGUCUUUGUGUGCUUCUGCACGAAGGCAGUUCACCUUGAGGUCGUGUCAGAUUACACGACCGACGCAUUCCUGGCCGCUCUCCGACGAUUCACCUCACGUCGGGGCGUGUGUCAGGUGCUGUAUUCCGACUGCGGCACCAAUUUUACAGGAGCAGAUGCCGCACUCCGAAGGAUGUUUUCGGCCAGUAGCAGGGAAGCUCGGAGCAUCGGGCGAAUCUUGGCGGAGGAGCGGAUACAAUGGCGCUUUAACCCGCCGGCAGCCCCACACUUUGGCGGACUAUGGGAGGCGGCCGUCAAGUCGCUCAAGCACCACCUGAGGCGAGUGGUUGGCGAAUCAACACUUACGUUCGAGGAAAUGGCCACCCUCCUCGCUCAAGUGGAAGCUUGCCUCAACUCGCGGCCAUUGCAUCCACUGAGCGACGACCCGGACGACCUCACAGCCUUGACGCCGGGCCACUUCCUGGUGGGAUCAGCACUAUCGGCAAUACCGGAACCGUCGCUGGAGGAGGUCGCAACCAGCCGCCUGUCACGCUGGCAGCACUUACAAAAAAUGCGCGGGCACUUCUGGGACCGAUGGUCCAGCGAGUACGUGCAUACCUUGGCUGCCAGACCCAAAUGGUGGAAGGGUGCGACCGCUCCGACAGAGGGUCAACUAUGCCUCAUCCGGAACGAGACGACCCCCCCGACGAAGUGGCCACUCGCAAGGAUCACGGCAGUACACCGCGGACGCGACGGGCAUGUGCGCGUGGUCUCGGUGCGCACUGCCACGACCAGCUUUACAAGACCGCUUGUAAAAAUUGUUCUCUUACCUGUCGAAAGCGAACGGGAGAAUCAAAAGUAA
Messenger RNA from Wasmannia auropunctata (little fire ant), 2223 nucleotides. RefSeq lists its product as uncharacterized. The record is from RefSeq and is a predicted model, not a curated record. Bases 1 to 2223 code for a protein of 740 amino acids. Gene Ontology annotation, molecular function: nucleic acid binding. NCBI's taxonomy places the organism in Eukaryota, Metazoa, Arthropoda, Insecta, Hymenoptera, Formicidae. Gene Ontology annotation, biological process: DNA integration. The transcript has a single exon.